Musa acuminata AAA Group (dessert banana) is the source of this 2025-nucleotide messenger RNA. RefSeq names its product probable UDP-arabinose 4-epimerase 2. NCBI's taxonomy places the organism in Eukaryota, Viridiplantae, Streptophyta, Magnoliopsida, Zingiberales, Musaceae. The record is from RefSeq and is a predicted model, not a curated record. Gene Ontology annotation, cellular component: cytosol. The coding region runs from base 453 to 1706 and encodes 417 amino acids. Gene Ontology annotation, biological process: beta-D-galactose catabolic process via UDP-galactose, Leloir pathway. Gene Ontology annotation, molecular function: UDP-glucose 4-epimerase activity. The transcript has 11 exons.
UCCGGUGGAUUUCCCUGCGAGGAUCUUGAUGUGUUUCGGUUACUCUUUUGCGGGUUUCUUUCCGUGCGGGGUGUGGCAACCCCGUUUAGUUUUUUUACCGUGUGCCGCUCGUUCCUUCCGGGAAUGGGGUCUUGUUGCUCGGAUCCUAUGUAGAGAUCUUAAAGGUGGCCUUUUGGUUUGGUUGGUGCCUUUCGGGCGGUGGGGUUCCUUUGGCGUUGUGGGUUCGUGUUCUCUUGAUAUGUCCGCCUCUUUCUAUUGGCUUUCUUUAUCUUUAUGAGAUCGUCUCUACUUUUCGGAAUUGAAGCAACCUCUUCUGGUUUCUUCGAGUCUUUGUGGAAUUGGUGGGCAACUUCAUGUUAGUUCAAGGAAAAGAGCAAUCUGUUUUACCCCCAGUUUCUCUGAGGGUACCGCAUGUUUGAUCCUUGUGGUUUGACUUGAAGGGUCUUCCUCACAUGCUACCCAUCAAUAGGAGCAGAAGUCAGUCCAGGGCUGGUAGUCCUUGGUCUUUUCCAGGAAUGGACUACUCAGAUUCAAGGCGCAAACCACAGGUUGUUGCAAAACUUGUUAUGGUGGCUAUUCUUACUGCCUUUUGCAUAUUCAUUUUGAAGCAAUCCCCUGCUUUCAGUGGACCUAGCCCGUUUUCACGUCGUGAAGUUGGAGCAACCCAUGUUUUAGUAACAGGAGGUGCUGGGUAUAUUGGUUCACAUGCUGCUCUUCGCCUAUUGAAGGACUCAUACAGAGUAACCAUAGUGGACAACCUUUCUAGAGGAAAUAUCGGAGCCAUCAAAGUUCUGGAGGGGCUGUUUCCAGAACCUGGGAGACUUCAAUUUAUUUAUGCUGAUUUAGGCGAUGCAAGAGCUGUUAACAGGAUUUUUGCAGAAAACGCGUUUGAUGCGGUUAUGCAUUUUGCAGCUGUUGCUUAUGUGGGUGAAAGUACACUUGAUCCUCUUAGGUACUAUCAUAAUAUCACAGCAAAUACUUUGACACUUCUUGAGGCUAUGUCAGCACAUGGCGUUAAAACUCUUAUUUACUCGAGUACUUGUGCUACUUAUGGAGAGCCAGAAAAAAUGCCCAUUACAGAAGGAACACCUCAGCUUCCUAUCAACCCAUAUGGGAAGGCUAAGAAAAUGGCAGAAGAUAUAAUUUUGGAUUUCUCAAAGAAAUCAGACAUGGCUGUCAUGAUCUUAAGAUAUUUUAAUGUCAUCGGAUCAGAUCCAGAAGGAAGAUUAGGUGAAGCCCCCAGACCUGAGCUAAGGGAGCAUGGACGAAUUUCUGGUGCAUGUUUUGAUGCAGCACUCGGGAUAAUACCAGGGUUGAAGGUUAGAGGAACAGACUACCCGACGAAUGACGGAACUUGUAUAAGAGACUAUAUCGAUGUCACUGAUCUUGUCGAUGCACAUGUGAAAGCCCUUGACAAAGCAAGGCCUAGCAAAGUUGGCAUAUACAAUGUCGGCACUGGAAAAGGCAGAUCCGUCAAAGAGUUUGUCAAAGCCUGCAAGAAAGCAACUGGGGUGGAGGUUAAAGUUGAGUAUCUCAGCCGGAGGCCUGGGGACUAUGCUGAGGUUUACAGUGAUCCAUCGAAGAUAAAUCAGGAGCUCAACUGGACAGCGCGGUAUAUAAAUCUUCAGGAAAGCCUUUCAGUUGCAUGGAGAUGGCAGAAAGCACAUCCUAAUGGUUAUGGCUCACAAUCAGUCAUCACACUUUGACUCGAUCCUUGCAACAAUAUAAUUGCGUAUAAUUAGAUUUGCAUGGAGUUGCAGACUUCGAAUAGGAAGUCGAUAACUGCCAUCUAUUGCUUAGCUUGAUAGAAGUAGCAAAUAUGGUUAUAUUUGGAAAAACGAAGAUUUGGAUACAGAAUAAGAAGUCUCAUCAUACAGGUGUGGAGGGAGCUGUGCUAAUUGCCUAUCUUUUUUAUACAGGGAUAGACGAGAAACAAUUAAUUGUUAGUGAUGAAUGCUACACUUUCUUGAUUCAUUUCUGUUGUAUCAUUUAUAUUUAUGGUAAAUAGGAAAGCCAUUCUCUCUU